AUGCGCCCAGACGGACCUCGUGAUACGGUCGCUGGACCCGAGGAAGGACCACGACCACCCUUUCCGCUGAAGCUGAAUGGCAAGGUCAUCAAAGGAUUCGGUCGUGGAAGCUCAGAGCUCGGUAUCCCAACCGCAAACAUACCUAUCUCCGGGCUAUCUGUCGGUGGCCAUGAAGACGUAGAGUCUGGAGUCUACUACGGCUGGGCGGGCCUGUCUCCUUCUCAGGCCAUCCUUCAAAAUCCACCCGGCGGGCAGUCAAACUACGGCCAUCUGACAUCGGCGGUCCACCAGGAGCUGAACGCUGUGCUCAGCGGCAAGGGCCCAAUUGAUCUACAGCAUCACGGAGCGGUAUACCCGAUGGUCAUGUCCAUUGGCUGGAACCCCUUUUACAAGAAUACGGUGCGGAGCGUGGAAGUGCACAUCUUGCACGGAUUCCAGACCAACUUCUAUGACAGCCACAUGAAUCUGGUUAUCCUAGGAUUCAUCAGGCCGGAGUACGACUAUGUCAGCAAAGAGAGCUUGGUCGACGACAUUAAGACCGAUAUCAAUGUUGCUGGACGAAGCCUGGCACGGCUUGCCUACGCGAAGUUUCUCGAUGAUCCGUAUCUACUGGACUUCAAAGGCAAAGAUGAGAUUGCUAGCUAA
Fulvia fulva is the source of this 645-nucleotide messenger RNA. RefSeq names its product Riboflavin kinase. The record is from RefSeq and is a predicted model, not a curated record. The transcript has 2 exons. Lineage: Eukaryota; Fungi; Ascomycota; Dothideomycetes; Mycosphaerellales; Mycosphaerellaceae. Bases 1 to 645 code for a protein of 214 amino acids. Gene Ontology annotation, molecular function: riboflavin kinase activity. Gene Ontology annotation, biological process: FMN biosynthetic process; riboflavin biosynthetic process. Gene Ontology annotation, cellular component: mitochondrion.